Xyrauchen texanus (razorback sucker) is the source of this 8899-nucleotide messenger RNA. RefSeq names its product ephrin type-A receptor 5. Gene Ontology annotation, molecular function: ATP binding; transmembrane-ephrin receptor activity; protein binding. Gene Ontology annotation, cellular component: plasma membrane; neuron projection. The coding region runs from base 107 to 3064 and encodes 985 amino acids. The record is from RefSeq and is a predicted model, not a curated record. Gene Ontology annotation, biological process: cell surface receptor protein tyrosine kinase signaling pathway; protein phosphorylation; axon guidance. The transcript is spliced from 17 exons. Lineage: Eukaryota; Metazoa; Chordata; Actinopteri; Cypriniformes; Catostomidae.
UAUGAACAGCGGUCCCAAUGUCCUCUAUAACUCUCCUCGGUUGGUUUCAGUACUGAUGUGAUUUCAGUGCAUUCCUUCAACUGACACAUUUCUGCAGUAGACGAGUAUGCGUUCACGCUGGAGUUACAUUCACGUCUGGGUUUGCCUCUUCGGUCUCGGAGCGUUCAGGACUUUCGGCAUUCCCAGUAAUGAAGUGAACUUGCUGGACUCUCGCUCUGUAAUUGGUGACCUGGGGUGGGUCGCCUACCCAAAGAAUGGGUGGGAAGAAAUUGGGGAGGUAGAUGAGAACUAUGCGCCAAUCCACACGUACCAGGUGUGUAAAGUGAUGGAACACAACCAAAACAACUGGUUACAAACAAACUGGAUACUAUACCAAGGUGCCCAGCGAGUGUUUGUAGAGCUCAAGUUCACUCUUCGGGACUGUAAUAGUCUCCCUGGAGGUCUGGGCACCUGCAAGGAGACUUUCAAUGUCUACUACUACGAAUCCAAUGAUGAGGAGAAAAGGAAUAUUCGGGAAAGCCAAUUAACAAAAAUCGACACCAUUGCGGCGGAUGAGAGCUUCACAGAGCUUGAUCUUGGAGACAGAGUUAUGAAGCUUAACACGGAAGUUAGGGAUGUGGGUCCAUUGACCAAGAAAGGCUUCUACCUUGCUUUCCAAGAUCUGGGUGCAUGUAUUGCACUGGUGUCCGUCCGUGUCUUCUACAAAAAGUGUCCUUUAUUAGUCAGGAAUUUGGCCCUCUUCCCGGAUACUAUAACUGGGGCAGAUUCGUCUCAGCUUCUGGAGGUAUCGGGGACCUGCGUCAACAACUCAUUGGCUGAUGAACUUCCAAGAAUGCAUUGCAGUGCAGAAGGGGAGUGGCUGGUGCCCAUCGGGAGGUGCAUGUGCCAGGCAGGCCACGAGGAAGUUAAUGGCUCCUGUCAAGUGUGUAAGCCAGGGUUUUACCGAUCAGCUCUACAGACCAAAAGCUGCAGUAAAUGUCCUCCUAGAAGUUUCACCACGGUAGAGGCGUCUACUUCCUGUCAGUGUGAGCAGGGAUACUUCAGGACCGAAUCGGAUCCCACCAACAUGGCCUGCACAAAGCCCCCUUCCGCCCCACGUAGCGCCAUUUCCAACGUAAACGAGACCAGCGUCUUCCUAGAAUGGAUUGCUCCGGAGGAGACUGGCGGCAGGAAGGACGUCAACUACAACAUUCUGUGCAGGAAGAUCAGUGUAGAUCUGGGCCAGUAUGAGCCAUGUGGUAGCCAUGUGCGAUACCUCCCCCAGCGGACAGGCCUGAGAAACACGUCUGUCAUGGUUGUGGACCUCCUUGCUCACACUAACUACACCUUUGAAGUGGAGGCUGUGAAUGGGGUGUCAGAAAUAACUGCCCCUUUGCGCCAGUACGUCUCUCUCAAUGUCACCACCAAUCAAGCAGCUCCAUCUCCUAUAACUGUGGUGAAGAAAGGCAAGACGGCAAAGAACAGCAUUGCUCUGUCCUGGCAGGAGCCCGACCGACCCAACGGCAUCAUUCUGGAAUAUGAGAUCAAAUAUUUUGAGAAGGAUCAGGAGACCAGCUACACCAUCAUAAAGUCAAAGGAGAUGGAGAUUCUGGUGGAUGGUCUCAAGCCAUCUUCAGCAUAUAUCUUUCAAAUCAGAGCACGCACCUCUGCUGGUUAUGGAGGAUUUAGUCGCCGCUUUGACUUUGAAACCAGCCCUUACUCAGUAGCAGCGUCCAGAGAGCAGGGUCAAGUGCCCAUCAUUGCUGUAGCUGUUACUGUGGGCAUCAUCCUGGUUGCCUUGGUAACAGGUUUCUUGAUGAGUGGCAGACGCUGUGGCUACAGCAAAGCCAAGCAGGAUUCAGACGAGGAGAAGAUGCACUUCCACAACGGUCACAUCAAAUUCCCAUCGGUCCGCACAUAUAUCGAUCCCCACACCUACGAAGAUCCCAACCAGGCUGUCCAUGAGUUCGCCAAAGAGAUUGAUGUUUGCGGUAUCACCAUUGAGAGGGUUAUUGGAGCCGGUGAGUUUGGUGAGGUAUGCAGCGGUCUGCUUCGACUGCCAGGGAAGAGAGAGAUCCCAGUGGCCAUUAAAACUCUGAAAGCUGGUUACACAGAGAAGCAGCGACGGGAUUUCCUAGGCGAGGCCAGCAUCAUGGGCCAGUUCGAUCACCCCAAUAUCAUCCACCUGAAUGGGGUUGUCACCAAGAGUAAACCAGUGAUGAUCAUAACAGAAUAUAUGGAGAAUGGAUCACUUGACACAUUUCUGAAGAAGAAUGACGGUCAGUUCACAGUCAUUCAGUUAGUUGGCAUGCUGCGCGGAAUCGCUUCUGGCAUGCGCUACCUCUCUGAGAUGGGCUACGUGCACCGUGACCUCGCCGCCCGCAACAUCCUGGUCAACAGCAACCUGGUGUGUAAGGUGUCCGACUUUGGCUUGUCCAGAGUGCUGGAGGAUGACCCAGAGGCGGCCUACACCACCCGUGGUGGGAAGAUUCCUAUCAGGUGGACAGCACCAGAAGCUAUAGCCUACAGGAAGUUCACCUCAGCCAGUGACGUGUGGAGCUAUGGGAUUGUGAUGUGGGAAGUGAUGUCGUAUGGUGAGAGACCAUACUGGGAGAUGAGCAAUCAAGAUGUGAUAAAGGCAGUGGAGGAGAACUACAGACUGCCAGGUCCCAUGGACUGCCCGACCGCGCUCUAUCACCUCAUGAUGGACUGCUGGCAGAAGGACAGAAACAGCCGACCAAAAUUUGAAGAGAUUGUCAGUUUACUGGAUAAACUCAUUCGCAAUCCCAGCAGCUUGAAGAGUCUCGUCAACCCAUCUAACAGGGUGUCCAAUUUAUUAGUGGAGCACGGAAGUCCUGAGGGCUGUGUAUUCAGAUCGGUGGAGGAGUGGUUAGAGGCCAUAAAAAUGGGUCGAUACACUGAGUUUUUCAUGGAAAGUGGAUACACUUCUCUGGAAGUAGUCACUCAGAUGACCUUGGAAGAUGUAAGGAGAGUUGGAGUCAGUCUGGCCGGGCAUCAGAAAAAGAUUCUCAACAGCAUUCAGGAGAUGCGCGUCCAAAUGAUGAACGCCACACUACCCAUCUGAGAUCUGAAGAACUUCCAAGAGUAGCCUAGCACUUUCUACCAUGGACAACUAUUUAUUCAACAAUACUAUUUAAUGAAGGAAUUUGACUUUAAAGCUAAUGAACAAAACCGUCAGAUUGAUGGACAAACGGUUUACUGUUUCGUUUGCGCAAAGCUUCCAGACUAAGAUUUGACAGAGUUUUCAGGAGGAAUGACGUAGGGAAAAGUGUGGCACAUCUCCAGGUAGGAAUACUCCCUUGGAUCAGGUGUCUUUCUGGGCUGAAUGUAGAGCAUUUUUCCAUGACCUCAUUCAACAAUAUUAUUACCUCCGGAAUUCCAUAAGAGACUGCGAUCAGUUUCACGGAUGUUUUUCUUACACCAAGUUAACCUGGGGUGAAGUUCAUGCAGUACGACUGAAUCCAUAUCAUGGACUAAGGAAAAAUAUGGCAGUGUUUAACAAAGCAAUAGUAGAUUUUAAGCUUGAUGUUAAAGCAACAGUUCAUCCAAAAAUGAACUUGUUGUUGAAUCAUGUUGUUCCAAAACCAUAUUACUUGCUUUUUUCUGUGGAACACAAUAAAAUACAUUUUUCAUAAUGGACUGGUUGCUCUUUUACAUGUAAUCACAAUAAAUAGGGACUGCUUCAAAAAAGGUGCACAGUAGUCCAUUUAACUCUUUCAUUAACGAAUAGGGACAUUUCAGUCUGUUUCUCACUUAGCUAUUGUAUGGAUUCUGAAGACUUGGAGUAUAGUACAAGAGUCAUAUGGAUUACUUACUAUUCAUUGUAAUUGCAUGGAAAAGAGCGACCAGUACAUCAAUAAAAAUUCCUCCUUUUGUGUUCCACUGAAGUCUUUUGGUUUUAGAACUUUGUGAGGGUGUGUAAAUAAUGACAAUUUUUUUGGGGGGGGGGGUGAACUACACAAUUAAUUCUAUUUCGUUCUAAUUUGUUGCUUCCUUAUUUCAAUAAAAGUACAAAGCAAUGGGCCGGAUACUUUCUCCUUUUGCACAAUAUUCAGUAUGUGUCAUGAACAGCUAAGGACAUUUUUGUAAUUGAAAAUGCGACAUGCUUCAAAAAUGUAUUUUAAAUUCACUGAUGUUUUUAUGUUUUACCUGUAAAUAGUGUACAGCUGCGUAGAUUAAAUGGAGCUUAAAUGCAUCCAUCCAUCUUCAUGUGGGGUUGAUCAUUUAGUGCGUGGGUGGGCUUAACAUACUAUGUAUUUUCAGUCCAGUCAGUAAAUGUUUAUAUUGCCUCUUAGUGCUUCAAUAGAUAGAAAAAUAGUUUUACCAUUGAUGUGUGAACUCUCAUAUUUCUGAUACAUAUUCAUACCCAUCAUUUUGCCUUGCUCAGUUAUUUAACAUUUAUCAUGGGCUAUGUGGAUAUUUGCUCAGUCUGUCUAUUUGAAAAAUGGGGAAUAUUAAUUUUUUUUCUCAACAUCAAUCUCUAUGUACCACAUGUUUUUAUUAACAUUGGCAAUAGUUUUGACUGCUGCGUUUGUGUAGAAUCCAAGGCAGCUCUAUCGCAUAAAAAUUAUAUCACAAUAGCGAGAUUCUGCAAAAUCAGAUGACCUAGUUCAUAACACGUAUCGCAGCAAUUCCAAGGUGAAAUGUAUUAGGAAUUAGGUUAAUGAUCUAUCAAGUUUUAAAUCAACAAAAUCUACCCCCCCUACCCUAAACCUUAAAGUUAAACCUAACCGAUAAUAUCAUAAAAAGCAAACCACGUAAUUAUGUUGUGGUUCUAUGACAACUUUGGCUGACGUGUCAACAUUGUAAAUAGAGAACGAUGUUCUUGGCCCCCAAAAUUGUGUAGUUACAGCAUCUAAAAGCAAAGAAAAAAGUAUAAAUUAGUAGUUAACCCCUUAAACUCUGCAUUUUUGGGCUGCCGUCUGUACUUUGUCACACUCAAAUUUAAAAGCUCACUGUUCACACAUACUUUGGACAAAUUGCAAAAAAUACGUCUUUUUUUUCUUCCGGAAAACACUUUCCAUUACAAUAUACAGAUCUGAAAUAUAGGUGGCGCUUUAAUGUAUUUUAGCCCUCACAGAUGUGUUCGUCCAUAGACAUUCAGUAUAAUUUUCAGUUCAAGCACCACCCUUGUUGUUUCAUUAAAUAGCUUAGCCUCUCAGUGGACUAGAAGCUCAAUCUAGGUGUUGAUAGAAAGCAGAGAUGCUCCCCUUUGUGAUGAUAUAAUGAUUUGAUGAUUUGUUUGCAUGCUUUUCCUUCUGGAUGGCAUAUUUUGCUCUGGACAUCUAAGAUAUAACAGUGGAUUAUUCAGCCAAACAAGCUCACAAACAAGUAAUAAAUGGCAAAUGUGUUUAGAAAACCUCCUAAGGUAAAUGCAGAUAUUUGGGGCUUACAGCUGCAGUUAUCGGAGCAUAAAUUAGACAUUAGUAUUUGAUGACUUACAGAAAUCAUAUUUCACUUUGUGAUUCUUUUGAAAAUAUUUCAAACUGUCAUACAAGAGCAACAAAAGUAUCUGUAUAGUCACAUUCCUGAGGUUGAGACCUUUCAUUUGAUAUAUGCCUUUUCAAUUGAUGUGCUAUGUGAAGGACUUUUAUUUUUAUAUAAUAUUUAAACCCUAUUACCUCUGGGGGGUGCUAAUUUACAACACAAAUGUUUUGAGGCCUUAUUUUGUUAUUUUAAGUAACAUAAAUGCCGAAAAUAUGUUAUCUUUGAAAAGUUCAGAUUCUAAGCUUUGAAAUGAUACCUUAUAUGCCUGACUUAUGUGUACAUAGACUUUAAAGUUUUAAGCUAAAACUUUGGACCCGCCAGUUUUAGGGGUUGAGUAAAAAUGACAAUUACAUUUUUUCUGCACAUUACCGAUUAGGAUUAGGUUUAAGGUCUAGGGUUGGGAAGUAGGUUUUGGUGAUUUUGAAACCAAUUAACCUUAAAAACCUCAUCUGUUUGGGAGAACUUUUAACUUGCUUUUAGCACCACACAGUGGACAUUUCAUCUCGGAACUGCCACGAUAUGUGUAAUGAGUCAGAUAAUAUCAUUUUGCAAAAGACAGGGUUACUAAGUGAGUCUCAUGCUAUCUCAAGCCUUUUAUUGUAAGCAGAUUUAUUACUUCAGUUGUAUUUCUGGAACAUUUAUACACAGUGAGGGACGGGUCGAAAGCCUUAUCUGUUGUAAUCGACACCAUGUUACAUAUGUGGUACAUAGAUUUUAGGCUGCAGAAAACCCAUAAUAUUCUUUUAUUAUCUAUGAAUAAAAGCAAACUUUGAAUUUUACAAUACAGAGAUACUUAAGAAUUAAGAACCCAGUUUCAGGUAUUACUGUAAGUUUUACCCAUAUUCUAAGUCCAUAAGUGUUUAUUACAGCACAUUAUUAUCCAACUUAUACUUUUUUGAAUGGGCUACAAGAUUGUAAUAAAAAAGUUCUUGGGUAUUUCACUAAAAAUACCCACAUUCCCCCAAAAUCUCUUAGAAUUACUUGUAAUUCAGUGUAAGUAAUUUCAUGGUGUAAAUAUUUAUGAUUGAAAUUUUACAGUAAAGUUCAAGUCCCACCUGAAGUUUGAUCAUACCAAAUAGCAACAUUGCUGCAUAAUUAGUCAACUUAAAGUGACGAAGUGCCUGUGAUUAUCUGAUUACAUCAUACAAAUCUAAUAAUUUACUUAUCACAGUGCCAUCGAUCAGAAUUAAUGGUCAAAAAUCAACAAGUUAGUGACAAAUUGUGAGCCAGUUUUGAUUUGCACUUUCUUUACAACAAAUAUCUUCUCUGUUAAAAAAAAAAAUGGAAUAAUGAGUAUUCGAUAUUUGUUGCUAUGAAUGUUACUAUAAUAUUCUUGUAAAUGGUCUUAUAUGCAAUGCAGUUACCCUUCAUUCAGAAAACGUUCAGUAUUUUUUACUGAAAUUCACUUUAUAAAGUAAAGUGCAAACCACCAGCUUGUAAAAUGGGUGGACGUUUGUAUCCUUAUAUAACGGUGGUCACAGCUGUGCUUGUGUAAUGAGCAGCUUACUAUGAUAUCACUGUUUAAUUGCAUUGAUAAAGAGGACCUGUUUUCUGUUGAAGGGGGGAUUGAAAGGUAUGCUGAAAUUUGUUUUAAAGUUUUAUGUCAUUUAAGUUUGGAUUGCUACACGUUUUAACCCCAAUGUACUUUCAAUGUGAUUUCAUGUGUGAAUGUUCCGUGAAUUUGUAGCUGAAGAAAGGUUUCAUAUUCAUUACAGAUUGUACUGUAGAUGUAAAAUCAUUUUAGUCCAACCAACCCACACACCAUGCUGAGUAUUUUGAAAAGUUUAGAUGUUUUCAGAUUUGUGGCUGUUCUUUAGUUAUUGUAAAGUGAUAUUUCUUGAUAAUCAUCAGUCAUAUCUGCCAAAAUUACAGUACACAACACAUGAAUAGUUCCAUCAUGUUUUAAAAGCAUGUUGCUCAAUUAGCAGGAUAAUUGCUCAUAAAAUGUAAACGGUAUCUGCAUAACCUUUCAUUUAAAUCAUGAAAACAAAACAGAGCACAAUUACGGUAUGUCUUAUGUUUGAAAUUUAUAAUUGUAUUGACACAAAAUGUACAUCUAAUACAUCUAAAUGUUCAAAAUAUGUCUAUACCACACUGAACUUUGGGGAGUUUAAAUAGCAAGCACAAGGUAGCGCAAUGUAUCCCUCUUACCAGUGGCAGCCCAUCAGAGGAGGCAUCUCCCUCAUAAAACAUAACACCAAAAGUGAUCAAAUUAAUAGUUGUUUUAAUCAGUUUACCUACUAACAUAAAUAAAAAUAUUUAGGUGAGUUUAUAUCACCUUAUGAAUCGGCAUGAAUGUCAGAAGAAGCUGAUGGCAUAAAGCCUUCUCUCGUUAGUAAACUCUCUCUUUCUUAGCGUUUGUCCCGUGUAGGUGCAGGAUCUGCUUUGUGAUAGUCCACAUAUAUAUAUUUGAUUUGGCACAAGUUUUAAGCCGGAUGCCCAUCCUGACGCAACCCCCAGUGGCUGGGGGACUCUCACUCUCACUUAACCUUAACCAAUUCACUUACCCUACAUAUUUUUGGACUUGUGGGGGAAAUCGGAGCACCCAGAGAGAACAUGCAAACUCCAAACAGAAAGGCCAAAGUUGAGCCGCGACUCGAACCCAGGACCUUCUUGCUCAUUCUUGUGAGGUGACAGUGCUAACCACUGAGCCAGCUUAAAACUGAAUGGCAGGAUCAUGUAUUAAUUAAGCACUGGAGGAUGAUGUUCCUCUACACAUACUCUAUUAGGUCAGUAGAUGUCACCGUCAUUGCAAUGGGGAUUAAUUUGUAAAUAUUUGGAUUGAUCAUAGUCUGUAGAUGAUACUGCGGCAUUUGUUCCGUUCCUUUACAGUAUUGCCAAAAGUUAGCUUGUAAUUGGAAAGAUUAUAACACAUCAUUAGUUAUUAAGACACUUGUUUUAAUAUGUAUAUAAAACAUGAUAUUUAAACCCACUGCAAUCGUUUACUGGUGUGAACUUUCAAUACUGCUUUACAUAUUUGCCUCCCCAGAAAAUUGGACUGCGUGGACUGCCACUGCCUCUAACUUUUUUGUUAGAUCAUUAGACAUUUGAUAAAUCAACCACUCUCCACCCCUCUGCCCAAAAACUAGUCGAAAACUACUAAAGUGACAAAAUUAUCUUAUCUUAAUAUGGUGUAGAGUGCACCAACUAAUUUACAAACAUUCAUGCCAAUACAUAAAUUAUAUGCAUGGUGUUGAUGGGCAGCAUAUUCCAAAUGAAUUUUUAUCUGCAUAAUAAAUAUGUUGUUUAAAUCUUACAAACUACUGCAUAUGAUUAGAAUCAUAUUUUGUUCAAUUAACAAGGGAAAAUGUAAGAAAGCACAGAACAAUUUUACUGUUUUUUUUUUUUUUUUUGUGAAAAUUGUUUGUCUUACCUUAUCCAGUGUGUUUUGUUGUGUAAAUGUCUUUUGUAG